ACCCGCGGAAGGUGACUGCCGCCAUGGGCAAGAAGAAGAUCGCGAAGAGGUCUAAGAUCAAGUCUUUCGUGAAGGUGUACAACUACAACCACUUGAUGCCCACCCGGUACUCGGUCGACAUUCCUCUGGACAAAACAGUGGUAAACAAGGACGUGUUCAGGGACCCCGCACUGAAACGCAAGGCGAGGCGUGAAGCCAAGGUGAAGUUUGAGGAGAGGUACAAGACAGGCAAGAAUAAGUGGUUCUUCCAGAAGCUGCGGUUCUAAAGGUGUAACAAGGCUGCAUCAAUAAAUGUUUAUUAAAAACCA
Messenger RNA from Leptosomus discolor (cuckoo roller), 308 nucleotides. Lineage: Eukaryota; Metazoa; Chordata; Aves; Leptosomiformes; Leptosomidae. The record is from RefSeq and is a predicted model, not a curated record.